CGAAAAAAACAUGGUAGUCGCCAUUACGGGAAAACGUCGCAAGUGCUCAACCGCAGUCCAGUUUUAUUCGGGUGUUUCGUUUGGAAUUUUUGCGUUGAAACCGUGCGGAAAAUGCGCCUUUCGCGGUGAAUUUCGUCGGACCGUGUCACGGUGAAGCGUUUGCGGAUACGUUGGACUGGGGGUCGUUCCGUUUCGGACCCCAAAUCGUGACAAGGUAUUAGCGGAUUCAAAAAAUAUCUUAUGAAACAUCAUUGAGUUCUUGACAUGAGAUGAGAUGACUUAUGAGAUUAUGAAUUUUAAUUUUAUUAAGAUCAUUCUGGUGCAAAAAAGACCAACAGUGAAGGUGUGAAAUAUCGCCAGAACAAAACUGAAUCGGGGCUACUUAUACGGCAUAGUGAAAUAAUGAAUGUAAUCAAUAUCAAAAAGUUAAAAGUUGACAACGCAUCUGGAUUACCCCAUCGCUGUGCCCUUCGUUACCAACUUCAACACCAUAACUAAGUGGAUCGAACAAAACCGUGCAGUGAAUAUCGAAGGCAACGCCAGUGAGUGAAAUUUGCGUAGUGAAAUCGUCGUCACAAAGAAGGUCCACAGACGACGACAAAGUCGAGCAGAUUUCCCCAUUCUACCACCAUUCUCCACAAGCAGCAGCACAGCACACUAUUCAUCGCAGCACUUUUGCUAGUGCCACUGAGAGGAGGUUCAGCUGUUUGAAUCUCCCCACGUCGUCGUCGUCGUCGUCGUUUUCGUCGGAACAAGGGGUGCCAAGUGGAAGAUAGGAGGAAAUUUGCUGCCAAAAUGAGCCGAAUGGCACAGAAAAAGGAAGGCAAAAUGCGGAUUCGGGCUUUCCCGAUGACAAUGGACGAAAAGUAUGUCGAGUCCAUCUGGUCGUUGCUGAAGAAUGCCAUACAGGAGAUCCAGAAGAAGAACAACUCGGGCCUUUCGUUCGAGGAGUUGUACCGGAAUGCGUACACCAUGGUGCUGCACAAGCACGGCGAACGGUUGUACACCGGCCUUAAGGAUGUCGUUACGCAACAUCUGGAGACGAAGGUACGGGACGAGGUGCUACGCAGCUUCAAUUGUAAUUUCCUGCAGACCCUGAACCAAUCGUGGAACGAUCACCAAACGUCGAUGGUGAUGAUCCGGGAUAUUCUGAUGUACAUGGAUCGAGUGUACGUGCAGCAGAACGACGUUGACAAUGUGUAUAAUCUGGGGCUGAUUAUUUUUCGCGAUCAGGUUGUCCGAUAUGGCCGUAUUCGGGAUCACAUGCGAGAGACCCUGUUGAAUAUGGUUAUGUGCGAGAGGAAGGGGGAAGCGAUUGAUCACAUUGCGAUCAAAAAUGCCUGCCAAAUGUUGAUGGUUCUCGGAAUCAACAGCCGAUGGGUGUACGAGGAGGACUUCGAGCGACCGUUCCUCACACAGUCGGCAGCCUUCUACAAGCUGGAGUCCCAGAAGUUCCUCUCGGAGAACAGUGCCAGUGUGUACAUUCGAAGGGUUGAGGCACGUAUCACCGAGGAAGCCGAGCGGGCAAAACUGUAUUUGGACGAGAGCACGGAAUGUCGGAUUGUGGAAGUCGUUGAGGAUGAGCUCAUCAAGAAACACAUGCGCACGAUCGUUGAGAUGGAGAACUCCGGUGUAGUGUACAUGCUUAAGAACACCAAAACAGAAGAUUUGGCCUGCAUGUACAAACUGUUCUCCCGUGUGAACGGUGGACUGAAAACAAUUGCCGAUUGCGUUUCGCAGCACCUGCGUUCGAUGGGCAAGAAUCUGGUAAAGGAGGAAGACAGCGGAACGAAUCCCAUUACGUUUGUGCAAAAUCUGUUGGAUUUGAAGGAUCGCUUUGACCAUUUCCUACAUCACUCGUUCAAUAACGACAAAAUCUUCAAAAACAUGAUAUCGUCCGACUUUGAACAUUUCCUCAAUCUGAACAGCAAAUCACCGGAGUAUUUGUCGCUGUUCAUCGACGACAAGCUGAAAAAGGGAUGCAAAGGGAUGUCGGAACAAGAAAUCGAAACGAUAUUGGACAAAACGAUGGUAUUAUUCAGAUAUUUACUGGAGAAGGACGUAUUUGAGCGCUACUACAAGGCACAUCUAGCGAAGCGAUUACUGCUGAACAAAUCGGUCAGCGAUGAUUCGGAAAAGAAUAUGAUAUCAAAAUUAAAGACUGAAUGCGGUUGUCAAUUUACCUCAAAAUUGGAAGGCAUGUUUAAGGACAUGUCGGUAUCGAACACCGUGAUGGAGGAAUUCAAGAACCACAUUAGCAAUGAUCCAUCCGCGCUGGAUGGCGUUGAGCUCUCGGUUCGAAUUCUCACCACUGGUUUCUGGCCAACACAGUCUGCUACGCCAAAUUGUAAUAUACCGCUUGCCCCGCGGAGGGCAUUUGAAACGUUCAAGCGUUUCUACCUGGCGAAGCAUUCAGGGCGACAACUGACGCUACAACCACAGCUCGGCACUGUUUAUAUGAACGCAGAAUUCUACGGAGUCAAAGCUGAAAAGGAACCUGUAGAAGGCGGUUGCAGUAGUACUGCUGCCGUUGCCGGUUCGUCCGCUCCUAGCGUGUCCCUCGGUGCUCCCAGAAAGCACGUCCUACAGCUCUCGACUUAUCAGAUGUGCGUGCUGAUGUUGUUCAACAACCGUGAACGUCUGACGUACGACGAGAUCCAACAGGAAACAGACAUCCCCGGGAAGGAUCUGAUCCGGGCCUUGCAGUCACUUUCGAUGGGUAAACAACAGCAGCGGUUGCUCGUGCGAACACCCAAAUCAAAGGACAUCGAACCGACGAAUGUGUUCUACGUGAACGAUGCAUUCGUAUCAAAAUUCCACAAGUAUGUACCUAUUUUCGAACAACAUAUUUUAAAAUCAAAUUGUCACGCUUCAAAAUUGUAUCAUAGGGUUAAAAUUCAAACCGUGGCCGCCAAGGGCGAGUCGGAACCAGAGCGGAAGGAAACUCGCAGCAAAGUGGACGAAGACCGGAAGCACGAGAUCGAAGCGGCUAUCGUGAGAAUAAUGAAGGCGCGGAAGAAAAUGGCUCACAAUCUACUGGUGUCGGAUGUGACCACACAGCUAAAGAGCCGGUUCAUGCCCUCGCCGGUGAUCAUCAAGAAGAGAAUAGAGGGGCUGAUCGAGCGAGAAUAUCUGGCACGGACGCCAGAGGACAGGAAGGUUUAUGUGUAUCUAGCUUAAAAUUUCCAGCCCAAAUUGGAUUGCAAAUAGCGACAUUAGUUGGAACGCGUUGCCGCGAAAGAAUUCAACUCCAUCAACACACUCACACACCCUACUUACAUACAAGGAUCACUCAUUCAUCUUAACAAACUCUCAAAACUCGGCAGUCUGCAUCACAUUCUUCAUGUUCACAGAACACUCAUCUGAGUAGAAGUGCGCCAGGUGAAUAAAUAUGGCAAAUGUGCGAAGAAUGUGUGUAAUUCGUUGGACUCUGACAAACACUGAAAGUUAACUGGUGACAAGGAUUCCCGAAGUCCUCCACCAAAAAGUCUGCAGCUUUCUGUACGUUUCAUUGUGACAUUGAAAUAUUGAAGUUUUCCUCAACAGUACCGUUCAUUUACACUGUUCCGUGUAACUUGCCCCUCUCACAUGCUUUGCUAUUUUCUUAUACUGCGAUAGGUUUUUAUAGCAGGUCGUUCAUCAUGUUGAGAUCUCUUUUUUAAUCCAUUUUCUGUACAGUAUGAAUACGAUUGCCGUGCGAUUUUCUUCAGCAUUUAAAUAAUUCCCGUUAUGUUGCAGUUCCUUCGAAUUCACCAGUUGUGGUUGUCCCAUUGCGUUGGAAAUAGCAAGUUUGUGCAAUUGCAACAAGUGGGAGAAUUGUAAAGCGAUGAUAAAACAUUAAUGACGAAUCUUCAAAAAAAUAAAUUAAUUACAACCACUAACUAGAAUGACGCGAUAGAGAUGAGUACUCCAAAACGGAAAAAAAGUUUUAAUUAUAAAUGAAUUAAAGGAAACAUUUUUGGAAUAAGAAAUCUAAAAACAGCAGAAGCGAGACGAAGAGUGCAUAUUAUAUAGUAAUUAAAGUAAUUUAAUUAAAUUUGAAAAAAAA
This is a messenger RNA of Aedes aegypti (yellow fever mosquito), 4048 nucleotides long. It is a transcript of the gene Cul3, whose product is annotated as cullin-3. The coding region runs from base 796 to 3180 and encodes 794 amino acids. NCBI's taxonomy places the organism in Eukaryota, Metazoa, Arthropoda, Insecta, Diptera, Culicidae. The transcript has 11 exons. Gene Ontology annotation, molecular function: ubiquitin protein ligase binding. The record is from RefSeq and is a predicted model, not a curated record. Gene Ontology annotation, cellular component: Cul3-RING ubiquitin ligase complex. Gene Ontology annotation, biological process: ubiquitin-dependent protein catabolic process; protein ubiquitination.